UCCGUCUCCGCCUCCGUUUCGUCUCCACCAGCGCCUCUCACCACGUUGCUGACGCCAGGCGCGCGCGCUUCUUCACCAUCCACCGCCGUGUGCAUCGCCAUUGCUAUCCCGACCUGCUUGUCCGAGCCUAGCUAUCUGCGACUGCGCCGACCCAUGCACCAGCGCGUCCAGUAGUCUUACCCGAGACCCUUCCCUCACUAACUCCUUCGCCGCCGACCUUCCCCUCUCCAACAACACUUGCCAUCGAGGACACCGUCGCUCGUCCCAACACCUGCUACGCUCUACACUCGACGGGCGUCUUCCGCACUUUCAUACCUCGCGCCCCGUUGCAUGAUCUAGGUAGUCCUAGCCCGUCGCAAUGCGCAUCUUCGGCUUCCUGGGCCUGCUUUCAGCGGCGACGCUGGCGUCUGCAACCCACCUUCCCCCGCGCAACUACACGAGCCACGACUACUACGCCGUCCACGUCGCCUCGUCCACCUCCCCGGCGGAGCUGGCUGCCCACCUCGGCCUGACGUACGAUGGUCCCUUUCCCGCGCUGCAAGACCACCACGUGUUCAAAGCACCCAAGCACGAGAACGAUAUCGUCGACGACGCAGUACAGGAGCUUAAGCGGCGACGACGGAAACGUGAGGUCGGCAUAGAAUACCACAUCCUCGACAGCGUGCGCUUCAACCAGAAGCAGAAGCUCAAGCCGAGGCACUGGAAGCGCAGUCGGAUCCCUGAGCGCCACGAUGUCAGGGCUAAAGAGAGCAACGCUGUGAAGGCCCAGCGCGAGAUUGCGAACAAGCUCGACAUAAAGGACCCCAUCUUCGAGGAGCAGUGGCACAUUUUCAAUGUGGCCACGCCUGGAAACGACAUCAACGUCACCGACGUCUGGAUGCAGGGUAUCACCGGCAAGAACGUGACAGCCUGCAUUGUCGAUGACGGCCUCGAUAUGGACAGCAACGAUUUGAAGGAUAAUUUUUUCGCCGAGGGCUCUUACGACUUCAACGACCACGAGGACCUCCCUGUGCCGAAGCUUUCGGACGACCGCCACGGUACGCGAUGCGCCGGCGAGGUUGCUGCGGGAAGAAAUGAUGCUUGUGGUGUAGGUCUGGCCUACGAUUCGAAGAUAUCCGGCGUGCGCAUACUAUCGGGCGAUAUUACCGACAUGGAUGAAUCGCUCGCCAUCAACUACAAGAUGGACAAGAACGACAUCUACUCCUGUUCUUGGGGCCCGCCCGACGACGGUAGAACCAUGCAAGCUCCUGGCAUUCUGAUCGAGAAAGCAAUGAUCACUGCAAUCCAGCAGGGCCGCGAGGGCAAAGGCUCUAUCUACGUCUUCGCCGCAGGCAACGGCGCCGCUGCUGAUGAUAACUGCAACUUCGACGGCUACACAAACAGUAUCUACAGUAUCACGGUCGGAGCUAUUGACAAGGAUAACAACCAUCCAUACUACUCCGAGGCGUGCUCGGCGCAGCUCGUCGUCACAUACUCUAGCGGAGGUGGCGAUUCUAUCCAUACUACCGACGUCGGUGCGAACAAGUGCACUGCUAACCACGGAGGUACUUCUGCCGCUGGUCCCAUCGGAGUGGGCGUAUACGCACUUGUCUUGCAAGUUCGUCCGGACCUGACUUGGCGUGACUUGCAGUGGCUCACCGUCAUGACGGCCGUUCCUUUCGACCAGCCCAGCGACUGGACCCAGACGCCUGGUACUGGUCGUACGUUCAGUCACCAAUUCGGUUACGGCAAGCUGGAUGCAUGGGCGAUUGUUGAAGCAGCCAAGACUUGGAAGGUGGUCAAGCCGCAGGCCUGGUUCUGGUCGCCAUGGAUGCACGUCAAGAAACCCAUCCCGCAAGGCGACAAAGGUCUUGCGAGCGUUUUCGAGGUGACCGAGCAGAUGCUGAAGGACGCCAAUUUUGAGCGACUCGAGCACAUCACAUUGACGAUGAACGUUGAGCACCAACGACGCGGUGACCUCAGUGUCGAGCUUAUUAGCCCAGAGGGCAUGACCAGCCAUCUCUCUACCGCUCGCCGUGACGAUGAGGCACCCUACGGUUAUGUGGACUGGACUUUCAUGAGUGUGGCUCAUUUCGGCGAGAAGGGUGUGGGCAAGUGGACGGUUAUCGUGAAGGACACGAAGGUCAACGCCCAGGUCGGCACCUUCACUGAUUGGAAGCUCCGCCUCUGGGGCGAAUGCAUCGAUGCAUCGAAACAGAAGCUCCGACCCAUACCGACCGAGCACGACGAUGACGAUCAUGACGUUAUCGAUGACCAUCCGGCUCAUACGACCUCCGUUUCUGUUCCUGCUUCUGGUACCAAGACUGCCUCUGUCAACCCUUCAGACAUGCCCACUCGUCCUGUUAACCAGAAGCCCUCUAGCAAGCCCACUAACACGGAGCAGGCAGCAGGCUCCCCGACCCCUACUACAACUGCAACUGUAACUACAACUUCUGGCUCAACGGCCUCUGCGACCGCAUCGCCAGAGUCUUUCCUGCCCUCCAUCUUCCCGACGUUUGGUGUGUCUAAACGCACACAAAUCUGGAUCUACGGUAGCAUUGGACUGAUUCUUGUCUUUUGCACUUGUUUAGCCGUGUACCUCUUCCUUGCGCGGCGCAAGCGCCUGCAGUCAAGCCGCGACAGCUACGAGUUUGAAGUCUUGGACGAUGCGGAAGAUGACGAGAAUGCACGGAUGCUCGCUGGUGGUGCAGCAGCUGGUCGCAAUGGCAGGAGAGCGAGGAGGGGCGGUGAGCUCUAUGAUGCAUUUGCAGGAGAGAGCGAUGAGGAUCUUUUGAGUGAGAGCGAGGAUGGCGAUGCGCCGUAUCGGGAUCGCGAUGAGCCUUACGAUGAGAAGGCGGCGCACAAGGACGAUGGAAGCGAUGCUGAGGGCAGCAACGCAAGUGGAAGUUCUGGGGGCAAGAGGCAGUAGAGGGGGCCUUUUUAGUAUUCCUACAUUGGGCGGAGUUUCUAGACAUCCUUGGAUUCAUGUUUUCGUUGCUCUGCACUGAAGCGUUCAAUGUUUGUACAUAGGCAGAUGUAUGAAUACGGCACCUGCGCGUGGGCGGUGACGGCUAGCGUGGCAGAAAAAGUUCGG
Molecule: messenger RNA, 3073 nt
Organism: Paraphaeosphaeria sporulosa
Lineage: Eukaryota; Fungi; Ascomycota; Dothideomycetes; Pleosporales; Didymosphaeriaceae
Product: KEX1 protease precursor
Exons: 1
Coding region: 359-2908 (849 amino acids)
Biological process (GO): protein processing
Cellular component (GO): trans-Golgi network; Golgi membrane
Molecular function (GO): serine-type endopeptidase activity
Source: RefSeq, a predicted model, not a curated record